This is a messenger RNA of Micromonas commoda, 3066 nucleotides long. RefSeq lists its product with no specific name. The record is from RefSeq and is a predicted model, not a curated record. The coding region runs from base 1 to 3066 and encodes 1021 amino acids. Lineage: Eukaryota; Viridiplantae; Chlorophyta; Mamiellophyceae; Mamiellales; Mamiellaceae. Gene Ontology annotation, molecular function: RNA binding; small GTPase binding; GTPase activator activity. The transcript has a single exon. Gene Ontology annotation, cellular component: cytosol; nucleus; perinuclear region of cytoplasm. Gene Ontology annotation, biological process: activation of GTPase activity; RNA processing; nucleocytoplasmic transport.
AUGGAGCCGAGAGGAGGGUCUACGCAGCCCACGCGGCGGCGUAAGCGCGGGGAUCCCCUCACACCCGCGCAGGCUGUGGAGGCUAUCCGCGCGCGCGUCGCGGCGAACGGCUCGGAGCGACUCAGCCUCAAGGGGAGGACCCUGGACGGGCCCGCGGCGGUGCGAGCGGCGUGCGACGCGAUCCUCGCGCUCCACCCUCCCACCGUGACGCUGAACCUGACCGGCGCGGAGGUGUGCUCCGGCGGCGCUGACGCGCUGGCGGACUUCCUCAUGAAUGAACGGUGCGCGGUCGAGGAGCUCUGCCUGGUGGAUAACCCGCGGCUGGGCGUGCACAUGGCCGACACCGGCGUCGCCGCGAGGGACAUCCCCGACCGGGGCGAGGACGAGCCAGUCACCGACGGCGGGGGAACGGCCGCGCUCGCGCGUGCGCUCGCCAAAAACACGACGCGGCUCAGGAGGCUCAACCUCGGAGGUUGCGGCCUCGACGACGGAGCCGCGGAGGCGCUCGCGGCGGCCCUCGCCGCGAGGGACGCGUCGCCGUCUCUCGAAUCCAUCAACCUUCGUUCCAACGACGUCUCCGACCGCGGCGUCGCCGCGCUGGCCGCCGCGCUUUCCACCCGCGGCGGGUGCCCGCUCAAGGAGAUCGCGCUGGCGAAUAACCCGUCGGUGUCCUCCGCCUCGCUCGCGGCGCUCGAGGGGCGCCUGCGGGUCAACAGACGCGCGGAUUUGGUGCGCGAGGCGUUUGCGGCGUGCGUCGAAAACGGCGGUCGUUGCUCGCUUCGCCGGCGGGGACUCGACGACGACGACGCGUUCGCCCUCGCGUCGUCGCUGGCCGACGCCGACGCGGCUCGAUCGCUCGCGCGCGUGUGCGUCGGCAUGGACCUCGCCGACAACGACAUCGGCCCGGAGGGGGUGCGCGCCAUCGCCGACGCCGUCCGGCUCGGCACGUCGCGGUCCGUCGUCGCCGUCUCCGUCGCCGGCAAUCCGGGGGGGGAGAUACACCCGAGCAAAACGCCGUCGACCCACGCGCGAAUCCUGCACGGGUGCUGCGCCGCUAACCUGCUACGCAACGCGGGGGAAGGGGAGGCGCUCAAGUCGGUCGGCGAUCGCGCCUUGGGAGACGACGGCGCCGAGGAGGUGGCCAGGUACCUCUCGCAGGAACACGGGUACUCGCACAGGCACCGCGCCAUCGGAUUACAGCACAACGACAUAGGACCGCGGGGGGCGCGGGCGCUCGCGGAGGCGCUCGCGAGGCUCCCAAAUCUGGACGAGGUCGCGAUGUACUCCAACCGAAUCGGGGUGGAGGGAGCGAAGUGGCUGGCGGGGACGGUGAGGUCGUGUCGGACGCUGCGGGUGUUGGACCUCGGCGGGAACGACGUGGGCGACGCCGGAUGCAUCGCACUGGCGGAGGCGAUCGUGGGACACCCCUCGAUGGAGGAGCUCCACCUCGACCACAACGGCAUAGGUAUCGACGGCGCGACGGGGUUACUGGGAGCCAUGCAGAUGACCGAGGAUAGUCGCAAAGGACGGGGACUGAGACGGGUUUGGCUUCACGGAAACGUCGGCGUCUCGGAAGAGCUCAAUGCAAGGGUGCACGCCAUAGCCGGGAGAAACGCGGGCGCCGCCGGGGAAAGACCCGAACAGAUCCCGCGCGACGAUCUCGCCGCGUUGGAGGCUUGGGAGGACGACGUCGCGAUUGAGGCUGAGGGUGAGGCGGCGGCGGCGGGUGGCGGGUCCCUCCCGGGGGGGUUCAAGGAAACGUCGACGCUCUUCGCGAACAGGGUCGCCACCGCGGCCGCCGCGGCGUACCGGCGCUGGUUCCCGGACCACGCCGCGAACACGCGAGGCACGGCGGUCAUCGCCGCGAUCGUCGCGCACGAGCGCGACGCGUCUUCGCCGUUCGACGCGCCGGGUCACGGCGAUCGCCUGCGGGUGCUGUCGCUGGGCUCGGGGACGAAGUUUAUGCCCAGGGAGGUGGCCGCCGCCGCCGCGGCGGGGGGUGCGCGGCGGUGGGAGAGCGUCGUGCACGACAGCCACGCCGAGGUCCUCGCGCGUCGCGCGUUCCUGCGCAUGUGCUACCGAGAGAUCCUGGACAUCGCGCGGGAGACCUCCACCUACAAAGUGGCGGGCGCGGCGGCGCCGUGGAGGCUUCUGGAGCCCGCGGGUCACGCCGGAGGCUUCCAGAUGCGUCCGGGGAUUACCCUCCACCUCUACGUCUCGACCGCGCCGUGCGGAUCGUGCUCCAUGCCGGCGAUGGCGGGCGGCGCGUCCAACCCCGACGCGUCGUUCGCGAUGAGGGACGUGGACGACGUGACGUGGAACGAGCUGUGGUCCGGCGUGGCGGCGCGGCACGAAGCUGGCGUCUUCGCCCCGAGCAAGCCAGCCACCACGGUCAAGGGCGCGGCCGGUCGCGGCGAGCAGGCCCCGGCGCCCGGGGUGGUGUUCGCGCGGCUUCGAGACGCGGAGAAGGUCCCGGGCGUGACGUUGUCGUGCAGCGAUAAGAUCUCGCGGUGGCAGGCGCUCGGGAUACAGGGCGCGAUGCUCUCGCAUUUGGUGCCGCGUCCGCUCGCCUUUAGCACCGUCGUCGUCGGUCGCAAGUUUAACCCCGAUCGUCUGCGGCUCGGCACGUGCUGCGCGCUGAGGGGUUUCGCGUCCAGCGCCGCCGCGCUGCGCGUGCACCCGCCCGCGCACUGCGCCGCGCUCGGCACGACGGUGAAGCUGGAGGGAUCCGCGGGCGCCGGCGAGAGAAUCGAACGCCGGGAACGAGCCGACGCGGGCGACAGCGACGAGUCCCUCUCGUGGGCGAGGGGCGACGCGCGCGCGAGCAGGCACGACGGGCGGACGGGCGGGCCCGUGGGCGGCGGCGGGCCCGUGCCCGCGUGUUCCAGGGCGGCGUUGCACGGGAUGUUCCGCCGGGCGGUCGCCGCGCUGGCGGGACGGGGGGACCUGGCGGCUGUGCCGCGCGAUCUCGAGUCAAAGCCGGCGCCCGAGGUGAAGCGGUUAGCCGAGGCGUACUCGGCGGGUCAGUUCGCGCUGUUCCGCGGCUUGGUCGAGCGCCGACGCUGA